AUAGAACUUCACUUAUAAAUGGGAGUCUUCUGGAAGAGACGAGAAGACCGGUAGAAUUUUUUUUAAGUACCAAGACUUGACUGUGAAGUAAUCCGCGCACAUGGCAUUAAUAAGGCGCUCUUUUGGGUGGACCAAGCCCUUGGCCAUAGAUCCGUGGUCGCUUAUACUCAUUCUCUUUUCUGUACACCAUGUAUAUGGGAGUGGAAAGAAGUUUACUGGCCCUUGUGGAGGAAGAGAUUGCUCUGUUUGCCAGUGUUUUCCUGAAAAGGGGUCUCGGGGUCAACCAGGACCACCAGGGCCACAGGGUCCUAUUGGACCCCUGGGACCUCCAGGACCCAUUGGAAUUCCAGGAGAGAAAGGGAUGAGAGGUGACAGUGGCCCUCCUGGAGCAGCAGGUGACAAAGGAGAUAAGGGUCCAACGGGUGUUCCUGGAUUUCCAGGUUUGGAUGGCAUACCUGGGCACCCAGGGCCUCCUGGUUCCAGAGGCAAACCUGGCAUAAAUGGCUACAACGGCUCAAGAGGUGAUCCAGGGCUUCCAGGAGAAAGAGGUGCUCCUGGCCCAGAAGGUCCCCGAGGCCUUCCUGGGGAAAAUGGAGAAAAAGGAAAUUCAGUCUUCAUUUUUGGUGCUAUUAAAGGUAUUCAGGGUGACAGAGGGGACCCAGGACCUCCAGGCUUACCAGGAUCAAGGGGUGCAAGAGGACCAGUGGGCCCAAUGGGAUAUCCAGGAGAGCCAGGGUUAGCAGGACCUCCAGGCCAUCCUGGGAGUCCAGGUUUGAAGGGUAAUCCUGGCGUGGGAGUAAAGGGGCAAAUGGGAGACCCGGGUGAGGUUGGCCAGCAAGGAUCCCCUGGACCCACUCUAUUGGUGCAGCCACCCGAUGCUAGUCUCUAUAAAGGAGAAAAGGGUAUAAAAGGAAUGUCUGGAAUGAUGGGACCUCCUGGACCACCUGGACCCAAGGGAGAACCUGGCACUGGAGCAAAAGGAGAGAAAGGUAUUCCUGGGUUCCCAGGACCUCGGGGUGACCCUGGUUCCUAUGGAUCUCCAGGUUUUCCGGGAUUAAAGGGGGAACCAGGACUGUUUGGAGAGCCUGGGCCAUUUGGAUUUCUUGGCGCAAAGGGGGAUCCUGGAGACCGUGGGAACCCAGGACCACCAGGUAUUUUGGCAACUCCACCUCUUCCACUCAAAGGCCUUCCAGGAGAUCCAGGGUUCCCUGGCAACUAUGGAGAAAUUGGGGAUAUUGGACUACCUGGUCCCCCCGGUCACUCAGGUGAACCAGGGGAAGCCUGUGCAGGCAUGAUGGGACCCCCUGGGCCACGAGGGUUUCCUGGUCAUCCAGGAUUUCCAGGGGCAGCUGGUGUUCCUGGGAGAGCUGAUUCUGCUCCAGGAAAAUCAGGGAACCCAGGACCACCUGGGUUGCCUGGAGCUCCAGGGCUGCAGGGACCUCCAGGAUCAGAUGUUAUAUAUUGUAGUGUUGGGCACCCUGGACCACAAGGAAUGAAAGGCAAAGUGGGUCCUCCAGGAAGAAGAGGCUCAAAGGGAGAAAAAGGCAACAUGGGGCUCUGUGCCUGCCAGCCCGGUCCCAUGGGCCCACCAGGCCCUCCAGGACUUCCUGGGAGGCAGGGUAAUAAGGGAGACUUGGGGCUCCCUGGGUGGCUUGGAGAAAAAGGUUACCCGGGCCCUCCUGGUGCAGAAGGAUCUCCAGGGUCACCAGGAAAACCUGGUGCCUCAGGACUACCUGGCAGCAAAGGAGAAAAGGGGGACAUGGUUGUAUCAAGAGUUAAAGGGCACAAAGGAGAAAGAGGUCCUGCUGGGCCCUCAGGAUUUCCAGGGCAGCCAGGACAACAUGGUCAGGAUGGACGUGCUGGAGAAAAAGGGGAUCCAGGACCCCCAGGGGAUCAUGAAGACGCAGCCCCAGGUGAUCAAGGGUCUUCUGGACCGCCAGGCCCCCCUGGCAGAGCGGGGCCUAGGGGUCCUCCAGGACUGGGAUUUCCUGGUCCACCGGGACAGAGAGGGCAACCAGGAGCUCCAGGCCACCCGGGAAGGAGGGGCCCCGAGGGCUUGAAGGGUCAGAAAGGUGAUACAAUUCCUUGUAAUGUAACCUACCCUGGGAGGCCAGGCCCUCGGGGCUUUGAUGGACCUCCAGGUCCGAAGGGAUUUCCAGGUCCUCGGGGGGCUCCUGGGCUGAGGUGUUUGGAUGGGGAGAAAGGUCAGCGUGGUAGACCAGGAGCAUCGGAAAUACCUGGUCCACCUGGCUUUCGUGGUGACGUGGGAGAUCCAGGUUUUGGAGGGGAAAAGGGAUCCUCCGCUGUUGGGCCCCCAGGCUCUCCCGGUUCACCUGGUGCAAAUGGUCAGAAAGGAAUCCCGGGAGACUCUGCUUAUGGCCACCCAGGACCCCCGGGCAGGAGGGGUCUUUCAGGAGUGCCAGGGUUGAAAGGACUCAGAGGUGAUCCAGGACGUCCAGGGGCUGCCGGGCCAGCUGGCAUGCCCGGAUUCCCAGGUCUCAAAGGUCCCAAAGGCAGAGAGGGAAGUGCUGGGUUUCCAGGUAUCCCAGGUCCCCCAGGCCAUUCCUGUGAAAGAGGUGCUCCGGGGAUGCCAGGACAACCGGGACUCCCUGGGGGUCCAGGUAGUCCAGGUGCCCCAGGGUGGAAAGGACAGCGAGGGGAUGUGGGGCCUCCUGGACCAGCUGGAAUGAAGGGCCUCCCUGGAGUCCCAGGAUGGCCAGGGGCAGAUGGACCCCUGGGACCUCCAGGAGUUCCAGGCCCCUUUGGGGAUGAUGGACUACCUGGUCUUCCAGGCCCUAAGGGACCCCAGGGGCUGCCUGGCUUCCCAGGUUUUCCAGGAGAGAGAGGAAAACCUGGCCCAGAUGGACACCCUGGCCGAAAGGGAGAAAUAGGAGAGAAGGGUUGGCCUGGCUUCGUGGGAGACUCAGGAGUGAGAGGAGCCAAAGGAUCCAGAGGACCCCCAGGAGAUGAAGGAGAAACAGUUAUAAUUUCCAGAAAGGGGGAAACCGGGGAACCUGGACCUCCUGGAGAUGGUGGAUUCCCAGGAGAAGGAGGUGAUAAAGGCCAUCCUGGGAUGCAAGGGAGGAGAGGAGAGCCGGGCAGAUACGGACCACCUGGAUUUCACAGAGGGGAGCCCGGUAGAAAUGGGCAGCCGGGACUGCCUGGACCUCCUGGCCCUCCAGGCUCACCCGGGCUGAGAGGGAUCGUUGGUUUUCCGGGAUUCCCAGGUGACCAGGGUAAGCCGGGGUCUCCAGGGCCCUCUGGACUUUCGGGAAUUGAUGGAACAAGAGGACCUAAAGGAAUCAAAGGUGACCCUGCAAGUCACUUUGGCCCACCUGGUCCAAAGGGUGAGCCAGGUAACCCUGGAUGUCCAGGAGCUUUUGGAGUGCCUGGAGAGCAGGGCUUGCCUGGUGUUCAAGGGACCAGAGGACCACCUGGAAGACCAGGAGUGCCUGGUUCCUCUGGACCACCAGGGUGUCCAGGUGAUCAAGGGGUGCCUGGGCUGGAGGGACAUCCAGGAGAAAUGGGGGAUCCUGGGCCAAGAGGCCUCACGGGGGAUCCAGGGACACCAGGUCUUCCGGGAGUAGAAGGUCCCCCCGGGGCACCCGGCCUGAAUGGCUUGCAUGGUUUGAAGGGUCAGAAAGGAACCAAAGGCGCUGCAGGUUUGCAUGAAAUGGGCCCACGCGGUCCAGUGGGACUACCUGGGCUGAAAGGGGAGACAGGAGACCCCGGGAGCCCAGGAAUUUCUCCUCCAGGCCUUUUAGGAGAAAAAGGUUCCCCGGGUCCCCCAGGGAGACCUGGACCACCUGGUCCUGCAGGUGCCACAGGAAGAGCUCCUAAGGGUGACAUUCCUGAUGCAGGUCCACCUGGAGAUCAGGGACCUCCUGGCCCGGAUGGUCUAAGAGGAACACCUGGGUCCCCAGGCCCCCCUGGGAGUGUUGACCUUCUGAAAGGGGAACCAGGUGACUGUGGUCUGCCAGGGCCACCAGGUCCCCCGGGCCCACCAGGACCUCCAGGACACAAAGGCUUCCCAGGAUGUGAUGGAAAAGAUGGCCAGAAAGGACCAAUGGGAUUCCCAGGGCCGCAGGGGCCACCUGGACUUCCUGGGUCACCUGGAGAGAAAGGUUUGCUUGGACCUCCAGGCAGACAGGGGCCCUCUGGUCCUCCAGGUUCCAGAGGUGAACCGGGGCCACCUGCAGAUGUGGAUUCCUGCCCCCGAAUCCCGGGGCUUCCUGGGGUACCAGGCCCAAGAGGACCAGAAGGAGACAGGGGGCCCCCUGGAAUGAGAGGCCCCCCAGGACCAGGGUGCAAAGGAGAACCCGGGCUGGAUGGCAGGAGGGGCGAGGAUGGCAUCCCUGGGUCUCCUGGGCCUCCGGGACACAAAGGGGACAUGGGAGAAGCCGGCUGCCCUGGAGCACCAGGCCCUCCUGGGCCCACUGGGGAUCCUGGGCCCAAAGGGCUUGGCCUGGGAUACCUCAGUGGCUUCCUCCUGGUUCUCCAUAGUCAGACAGAUGGAGAGCCCACCUGCCCUGUGGGCAUGCCCAGGCUCUGGACGGGCUACAGUCUCUUAUAUCUGGAAGGACAGGAGAAAGCUCACAAUCAAGACCUUGGUCUGGCAGGGUCUUGCCUUCCCAUGUUCAGCACACUGCCCUUUGCCUACUGCAACAUCCACCAAGUGUGCCACUAUGCCCAGAGAAACGACAGAUCCUACUGGUUGGCCAGCGCCGCGCCCCUGCCUAUGAAGCCACUCUCGGAAGAGGAGAUCCGCCCCUACAUCAGCCGCUGUGCUGUGUGCGAGGCCCCGGCUCAGGCAGUGGCGGUGCACAGCCAGGACCAGUCCAUCCCACCGUGUCCGCGGACCUGGAGGAGCCUCUGGAUCGGGUACUCCUUCCUGAUGCACACAGGAGCUGGGGACCAAGGAGGAGGGCAGGCCCUCAUGUCACCGGGCAGCUGCCUGGAAGACUUCAGAGCGGCACCGUUCCUUGAAUGCCAAGGCCGGCGGGGGACUUGCCACUUUUUUGCAAAUGAGUAUAGCUUCUGGCUGACCACGGUGAAACCCGACUUGGAGUUCUCCGUGGCACCAUCACCGGACACCUUGAAAGAAAGCCAGGCCCAGCGCCAGAAAGUCAGCAGGUGCCAGGUCUGCCUGAAGCACAGCUAGAGAGCCCACAACUUGCCAUCAUGUUGCCUAGAAACACUUCCUACAGGGCUGAGGCAUCCUAGGCUGUGCUAGGAGAUUUAAUGGUGCUCAUUUCAGACUCCUGUAUCCACUGUCCCUUCUGCUUCAAUGUGGUUACUCACAUAGUACUGUAAUGAAUUACUCUGUUAGGGAUGGAUUAAGCAAAUGUUACAUGUAUGGAUUUGCUUGGAUUUACCAAUCUAGAUGAAACUCAGAUAUUCAUAUUUUAUUGAGUAUGGUAGAAGAGCUGGCUUUAUUUAAAAAUAUGGUAAUUCACAGCAAGGCAAAUAGAUGAUAAAGGCCAGAUUACAAACUACAUUACUGAAAACUUCAUUCAUUGGUUAAUAGCACCUCAAACAAUUGAAGUCAAUGACUCUAUAAUACAGCAGGCUUCUGGAUGGAUUUUACAGGAAAAAAUAAAUAGGCCAACAAAUGAAACUAGAAAGUAGAGGUUUCCAAUAUUUCAAAAUGAUUUCCUCUGUAAUCUGUUUUUCCAUGCACUUUAAAUAAUUGUCAAACCAUGACCCAAGGAGAGUUAAAAAAA
This is a messenger RNA of Diceros bicornis minor, 5723 nucleotides long. It is a transcript of the gene COL4A4, whose product is annotated as collagen type IV alpha 4 chain. Gene Ontology annotation, cellular component: collagen trimer. Gene Ontology annotation, molecular function: extracellular matrix structural constituent. The transcript is spliced from 47 exons. The coding region runs from base 101 to 5161 and encodes 1686 amino acids. The record is from RefSeq and is a predicted model, not a curated record. NCBI's taxonomy places the organism in Eukaryota, Metazoa, Chordata, Mammalia, Perissodactyla, Rhinocerotidae.